Molecule: messenger RNA, 1483 nt
Organism: Plectropomus leopardus (leopard coralgrouper)
Lineage: Eukaryota; Metazoa; Chordata; Actinopteri; Perciformes; Serranidae
Product: neuronal vesicle trafficking-associated protein 1-like
Biological process (GO): clathrin coat assembly; endosomal transport
Cellular component (GO): endosome; membrane
Molecular function (GO): clathrin light chain binding
Source: RefSeq, a predicted model, not a curated record
UGGUAUGUGCUCCAGCUCCUGGGGUUCCUGCCACUGGUCAGAUGUGUAUGGAUGGAUGCGAUGAGGAUGUUACAUCACUUGCAGUGCAGCCAGACGCCAGCAGCAGCAUCCAGCUCGGAGGUAACGCGGCGCACAGACCCAGCUGGCCAUAUUGUGCACCAGCUCUCCGCAAACCGGCUGCGUCACACCUAAAAGACAAAACACACAGCAGCACUGGAGCAGUGAAGUCGCCACACCAGGAGAAACAACGCUGUUUUUACAACGCUUCUCAUCUGAGCUGGUUGGUGUUUUUUCGUGCAGGGAAAAUGGUUAAAUUGGGGAAUAAUUUCAGCGAGAAAAAUAACGGGAAGGUGGUUUCUGAAGACGGAUUUGACACCAUCCCUCUCAUAACACCAUUAGAUGCCAGUCAGCUGCAGUUUCCACCACCAGAUAAGGUGGUGGUGAAGACAAAGGCUGACUAUGAUGGUGACAGCAAGAAGGGCAAGCUACGAUCUCCUAAAAUCGCAGAAUUCUCAAUAAGCAUCAUUGAAGGCGUAUCUGAGCGACUCAAAGUGACCUUGCUGGUGAUCUGUGCCCUGGCCUUCCUGGUGUGUGUGGUGUUCCUGGUCGUCUACAAGGUCUACCAGUACGAGCAGCCGUGCCCCGACAGCUUUGUUUACACGCAAGGUCGCUGCAUGCCGGCUGGGAUUUAUGGCAACUACCCCCCUCAGGGCCCUGGGGGCCGCGGGCGCCUCUUCACCCUUAUCAACCACUACAACAUAGCCAAGCAGACCAUCACCCGGUCAGUAUCACCAUGGAUGACCAUCAUGUCUGAGGAAAAGGUCACCCAGCAGGAGACGGAGACUGCCCAGAAACUGGCUUAACCAACCUGGGAUCAGGAGGUGGCCUCACCUGCUGUGGAAAUAAAUAAAUAAUAUGGUUGUGCCAUUCAAGCAAACCUCAGAGUCCCGUGGCUUUCUGUGGGUGAAAAAUCAACUUCUCUUGCCUGAGGUGCUCUGCUGCCUUGUUGAUGUAGUUUGGUCAGCUGAUGUGUACUGUAGCAGGAAAUCUGUGGAUAUUUUGAACAUGUUUUGAGCAAAGCUAGCCUCCCCGUUGGGUGGAUUCAUGGUUUGUUUGAAUCGCAUAUGUUGUUAUUUAUUUACACUUCAAAACAGAGUGGCAAACUUGUAGAAAAAGCCACAGGAACACAGACACACACUCACUGUCUUUGUACAUACACAUAUGUAACAGAACUCACUUUAGUACUCACAUUGUGAAACGACUGUGAACCAUCUCGUGUCUGCGUCGCUCGUUUUAACGCACAUGCACGCACGACUCUAAAAACAGUUUGAUUUGAACCUUCUCAACUACAUCAACUACUGAUAGCGCAUGUCAGACCUCGCGAGGUCCUACAAGUGGUAAAUCUCUCAUGAAGCAGCGUAUUUGCCACUGAGGUCAUCUGUGUCAAAAUAUUUUACUGUCAUGAUAUUGUGAAUAAACGAGG